UUUUUUAAACUUUGCUUUUCUUGCCCCCACCCGGGGGUCUUCUGUCCCCUCCUCUUCCCCACGGGGACAAAGCUUUCAUCACUGUUGCCCAGGCAACACUGGGGAUGCCUCAUUCCUCACAGCUCUGCAUAUCUAAGUAUAUCUUAAGCCUUUGUCCACGAGGCAGGCUCAAUUCUUUGUAAGUGGUCCACCAGUAAAUCAGCCAUCCUCUACUCAUAAUUAUUCAUUCUUUAGCCUUAUUUAAAGCGAUAUAUAUAUAUAUAUACAUAUAUAUAUUUAAUGUUUUCACCUGAAAACGACCUUUACACCAACGAGUCAUUUUUCUUGAAUGCCGCAGACAUCAGUUCUGGAGAGGAAAUGUGAAAAUCGCCUUUGCAAGUGUGUGCUUCCGAAGUGCGGGUCAAUUUUAAAGCACGCACCGGAGCAUUCAUAAUGGAUUUCCCUUUUAAAAGCACAGGAGACCAAAAAUAAACCUGACAAAAGGGCAGCUGUAGAGUUUUAACAUGUGGAAAACUCCACAGGCGGCAGUUACAUAACGGGAAAGAAACAAGAUAAAUAUUUCACACCGUUAGAUGAACUUCCAGAUGACAACGAAGAAGCCAAGAACGCGGAACACACCUUAACUCUCUAAGUGGGGGCGGGGAGGACCGACUUGAACGAAGAAGAGGCUAAGCCUGACCUGGGACCUGACUUGCAGCACGAGUGAUGGCUGUGCCCCCCACACCACCCCCGUUUCUGGAGUCAGAGGCUGAGCUCACGCCCCUAUACUUUAAGAGCGCUUUCCCAGCGGUUUUGUCCGCUAGGUAGAAUAUUUCCAAAAAAAAUCUCCACGUUAGGCAAAACACUGAAAAGGAAGUUUUUUGCGCCGAAAGAAGGAAAGAGAAGUGGAGAAGUGGAGAGACCGACCGAGCCAACACACACACACACACACACACACACACACACACACACACACACACACACACAACCCUGCCCAUCCCACCAGGCUGCGCUUCUCCCGCCCCCCCGGUUCCUCGCCCUGGGGACAGCUGGCAGCCCAGCGCGGGACUAGACACAAAGCGGAUCAGCCUGGGGGCGGGGGCCGACCUGCAGGGCUCUCCCUCCAGAAGCCAGUCCUCCGCCGCCCCUUGCUUAGGACCCUGCGGACACCGCGUCCCGCGUCCACGCCCUCCCCUCAACCCUCUUCCACCCUUUAAAAGAAGGAACGUCCCAGACCCAGGUCCCAGGGCCAGAAGACCUGCCCCACGACAGCCGGUGGAGACACCCCUGACCGGAGAGACUGACAUCGCGACAGGACCCGCCCCUCUGCUUCCACCUCUCAGGGACCUCCUCUGCUCCGCCACCCCGCGAAGUGCUGGGGGACCCAGCCGCCUGUCGCGCUCCUGCGGGGGGACCCUCGGCUAGGCAGCCAGCUGGCGCCCGCGUAGAUGGCGAGGAGCCCCCAAGGCCUUCUGCUGCUGCUACUGCUGCACUACUUGAUGGUCGCCCUGGACUAUCAUAAGGCAAAUGGAUUUUCUGCAUCAAAAGACCACCGUCAAGAAGUUUCAGUAAUAGAGUACCAAGAGGCUAUUUUAGCUUGUAAAACCCCAAAGAAGACCACUUCCUCCAGACUAGAGUGGAAGAAGCUAGGACAGGGUGUCUCCCUGGUCUACUAUCAACAGGCUCUCCAAGGCGACUUUAAAGACCGUGCGGAGAUGAUAGAUUUCAAUAUACGAAUCAAGAAUGUCACAAGACAUGAUGCUGGAGAGUAUCGCUGCGAAGUCAGCGCCCCGACUGAGCAAGGCCAGAACCUGCAGGAAGAUACAGUCAUGCUGGAAGUCCUGGUGGCCCCCGCUGUCCCUUCAUGUGAAGUACCUACUUCCGUUAUGAGUGGGAGUGUUGUGGAGCUACGGUGUCAAGAAAAAGAAGGAAAUCCAGCCCCUGAGUACAUAUGGUUUAAAGAUGGCACAAGUUUGCUGGGCAAUCCAAAGGGCGGCGCACACAGGAACAGCUCGUACACAAUGAAUACAAAAUCUGGAACUCUGCAAUUCAACAUGAUCUCCAAGAUGGACAGUGGAGAGUAUUACUGUGAAGCCCGCAACUCUGUUGGGCAUCGCAGGUGUCCCGGGAAACGGAUGCAAGUAGAAGAAACUUCCUUCCAGAAGGGCAGUCCUGCAUCUAAAGCCACUACAAUGAGCGAAAAUGAUUUCAAGCACACAAAAUCCUUUAUAAUUUAAAAGAAUUCCACUUCUGAGAUGCACCAAAACCACAGUUGUCACACAAGUUAUUAAACUAUUGUAAACCUCUGCUUUGUCUUACAUUUGCAAAGAGACGGACGAAGAAACGAGAGUGGGAACUCAUCAUAACUGUUAUGACCUCUAACUCACAAGAAAUAUUUUAAGCAAAGUGUUCUUGCCAUCACUAAAAUACAAUUUGGGAUCUUAUGUCUGACCUAAAGUGAAAUGUCUGAGGUUUUGAAAUGCAAAUGAAUGUUAAUUUUGGAGUUGACUAGAUCAUACUGACUGUAAAGCUAACCCAAGAGGCAGGAAUAUACUGUAUGUGCUCUGGUGAGAAUGGCUUACAUGUUCAGGAAAUACUCUAACGAAUGGAAACCCUGUUCGCAAAAUUCCUACCAGAAUCCUCUUCUUACCUCUAAAUAAUCCGGGUUCCUUUGCCCUGUGUCUCUGUAUCCCGUAGGGGAAUCCCAGGGCUGGGCCUUCCGUCUAAGGGUUUGCACUUUAUAUUUUCUUUCACUUCUCAGAACCAAAAGCAACAUGAAGGGAGCUGCUGCCGCCAAUUCCUGAGACUCUUGGAGGGGCUCAGUGACCUGGACAUCAGAAUGCACUACUAGAACCUACACAGCUCCAGAUCCUUUCUGUGCUUAAGUGGUGACCUUUUAUCUGUCUCUAAAAGCAAUUCUGAACUGGGCUAGCUCCUCCCUGGUGAAGAUACAGGGUUCCCAGCCUGCUUAGGAUGAACAGGAGCACAGGGGAGAGAAACAUUUGCCCCAUGAGUAAGAGGUGGAUGAACAAGCUCACUUUGACUCUUGAUCCAGUCAAGGCACAGGAGAAACCGUGGCUGAAAUGAGACAGGGGUCUAAUGUCUUCUGAACUGGUUAUCCACAGAGGCCACCAACCAGCUAGUGUCAGAUUAGAUUCCCAGGGCUCAACAGAAAACCGGUCCUGCUGGGGGCUGGUUUACCCCUAUUUAAAAUAAAAAAAAUGCAACUGAGGAUGUCUAGCUCUGGGUAAAUAUGCACGAAAGGUCACUUACUUCCUUUACCGGCUUUGAACAUGGUCACGUUGGCUUUCUACCCAAAGGGCAAAGCAAAGUCUCAGGAUUCUCAUCAAAAGCAAACGGGGUGAGUGGCCAGUGAGUACCUGGUAGUGAUCUGGUCACCGGGGUGAUGCCUACUGCCAUACUGCUCCCCUUUAACUUUGUGGCCUUGAAUCUUUCCUAAUCAGUAGACACCUUCCCAAAGGGCUGACUUCUGUAAAGUGGCUCGGCCCUCAAGGUCAGAUCCACACUUAACUGAGCCAGCAAUCUACAAAGAACACCACAGUACAUAAUUCAGCCCACAGGGUUCUUGUUACAACCACUCAUCUCUGUCACAACGUACAGUACAAGUGUGUCAGCGGUAUAGGAUUUGCCCACAGAUCCAAGCUCCUCUCUCCUGGUAGCAAAUGACAAAGAAACACUGUGGUGUACAAGAAAUCAGGGUAAAUGUUGCCUGUGCCGUGACUAAGAGAUUUGCUUUGGUAGGAGGAGGCUGUCCUGCAGUGCCAAGCAGACGUACAACUCUCAAGGAUGUCUCUUCAGGCCCACAUAGCAUCACAAGACCAACUGCGUCAAUUUAAAUAACACAAAUCCACAUUGCGAGAGGACAAUUACGUAGUGCCUUACCUUCACUAAUAGAAGAAAAGCUUCCUUUUAAGACACUGAAGCCUAAAGGUUCAUUUUAAGCAGUGUAGACACCUAACAAAGUCUGUGCCAAACACCUAUUAUACAUCCUUAACUACUGUAUACAGCUAAGCACAAGUCGCUGUGUAGAGAAUGCGCUCUUCUGCAUAAAGGACCUGACUGUGCACACUAAUCUCCUAGUUAUUAAGUCUAUCGGGAGUCACUGCCAUGAAGACUUGUCCCUUUGCUGUUUUCUGAGACUUGAACUCUAACAUUGUGUCAAAAUUGAAUUGUAGUUUCUAGAACAUGUUGAUUUUAUUUUUCCACAGUGAAAGUUUGAUAAGGGUCUAGAAAUUAUGAGAGCAAGUUUUAGUAUCGUCGCUGUUGUAACUAGAUUCAACUUAUUUUUAGUCAGGGUAGGGGUUAACAGCUAAGUCUGGAUGUUUAUUUUUCAAUACAACUUUACAAAGAACUUCCUUCAUUCUACAACUCACUUUGUUUGAUUAAAGUUCAUGCUACAAAAAUAGCUAUGCACAGCUCAAGGUUUUAGUCCCCUUCAACAGAGGGGGGAAGUCACUCACCUAUUGUUCAGUAAAACCCAGGAAACUCCUCCCUCCCUCACACCUGCACUUGUGAGGCAGCUCCAGCAGUUUCAAAUCAAGGUCUCUCUGGUCUCUCAGCUUGGACACCUGCCAACUUGUGUUUUGUGUGUGUCAGAGGUUGAGGAUAAGGGAGUGCAGGCCACUGUGAAGAGGAGCCUGUCGUUCUACAGUGGGUGACUGCUCGGCUUGGGUUUGCAGUGCAGUUACGGAGGAGCUGGGGUCUUUAUGAAUACAGCCACCUGAUCCACAGCUCACACAUUUUCUUCAUUUUAAAUUUUCCAGUUCUCUACAUUCUCUUCAUCCUCAGUAACCCUGGCUCACCCACCCACCUACCCCGGCCCCAAACUUAUCUUUGUAAAACUUUAACAUUUAAAAACAAAAGGAUACAACAACUUUAUACACAACCAAUCCAGAACCUGCUCUCUUUUGUUGCCUUAUUAUUCACCAAACUGAACUGUUUGUUUUUACAAUUUAGUCUGCCCUUUCCGAUACAUUUGUAUUACAUUCCUUAGAUCGUUAGUCCUCACCACAAGCUAUGGAAAUCCUAUUUACUCCUGACAAGUCAAAUUCAGCUCUCGUGGGACAGCGUUCUCCCAUUUCCUAGCAGUGAGUUUUGUCUCUCAAGUCCAAUGGUAUUUGGUUCUUUUGUGAUAUUUAUUGAUUUCUGUGUUACAGUACAGGGAGGUAUGUAUGUGUGACAUCUCCACCAACCUGAAACCCUGAAAAAGACCCAUGUUGUACAGGUCUUCAUAAACCCUAAGGUGUUUAAUGGCAUCUGACAUGAAAAAAGUUUCUAAAAACGCUGAAUACCUGUGAAGCAUAAAGAAUGAUUAAAUGUAAGCAUCUACUUAGAAUAUUAAUAAAACAUUGUAUUCUGAUACAA
This is a messenger RNA of Rattus norvegicus (Norway rat), 5364 nucleotides long. The record is from RefSeq and is a predicted model, not a curated record. Lineage: Eukaryota; Metazoa; Chordata; Mammalia; Rodentia; Muridae.